Messenger RNA from Sesamum indicum (sesame), 864 nucleotides. The record is from RefSeq and is a predicted model, not a curated record. Lineage: Eukaryota; Viridiplantae; Streptophyta; Magnoliopsida; Lamiales; Pedaliaceae.
AUGAAAACUCCGACCGGCGAUGGAGGAGAAGCGCCGGCCGGCGACGACUAUGGUGGAGAGGACGCCGACAGCCGUCCGGUGGCCGGGGAUGGAGGGGAGGAAGAUGAACAGUUGCUGCACGAAGAAGAACCCCAACCCGCCAUGGAAGAAGAAGAGUCGGCCUCCUCUAAUCCGGCGACCGAAGGUGACUCCCAUGGCAGCCCAACGUCUGUGGAGGUGGAAGGAACGUCGGUGAUGAGAAAUGGUGAAGAAAUGGGUGGUGAACAGCCGGAUCUGGAACUGAGGUCUCGCGCCGUCAACAAUGGCGGAAAUGGGUCUUCGUCUCCACGCGACUUCAACUUGGACGCCGACAGCCGUCCGGUGGCCGGGGAUGGAGGGGAGGAAGAUGAACAGUUGCUGCACGAAGAAGAACCCCAACCCGCCAUGGAAGAAGAAGAGUCGGCCUCCUCUAAUCCGGCGACCGAAGGUGACUCCCAUGGCAGCCCAACGUCUGUGGAGGUGGAAGGAACGUCGGUGAUGAGAAAUGGUGAAGAAAUGGGUGGUGAACAGCCGGAUCUGGAACUGAGGUCUCGCGCCGUCAACAAUGGCGGAAAUGGGUCUUCGUCUCCACGCGACUUCAACUUGGAUGAGUUCCUCACUCUCGCACACAAAGUAAUCGACCAUGGCGACUCACAGGCAAUGGAUGCUCUUAACGAACUGAAACGACGAUGGGAGGCUCGAUUUGGGAUUGAGAAGUCGCGGUUGCCGGCGAAAAGCUUGAAUGUUGACGAACACCCGUUUGCUCGCGAGUUGAAACAGGUAUGCCGGAGACGUACAACACAGGCGACGAUGAUACUAGGGACCAGAAUGGCAGCGACACUUUAG